AUGUUCCCGCCCCCUCGCUUCAGACACGAUAGUUUAGGAUUACGCGUGAUAAAAGCCACACGUGGUGUGCCGGCUGUCAGCUUGAUGGAAGCCGAAGCCGGCGCAUGCGCAGUUGCGGGACGCGAGAUCCUAACCACGCCGCAGCUGCCGACGGAGCCGCACUAUCAACCGGGAAGUCGCGCGAGAGCGACGGCCGACGCGCGGCGCUUCCACGACCCUGCCGCGGUGCCCUGCCGGACGCUUUGGCUGCAGACGGGGCCGGCACUUCGGCCCACGAUGGCGCUCUGCUGCUGGCAUCGGAAUGGCCUCGUCACCUUCGCAGCUUUCUUCACGGUGGUGGGGGUGCUGGUGAUCGCAGCGGGCCGCCUGUGGCUGUCUUGGGCGGCGGUAGCGCAGACCGCGGUCCAGCCUGGAGAGACCGGGCUGCGGUACCGAGCCACCCCCAUCGACUUCAAGAUCUUCCGGCUGCUGAGCAGGCGCCUGGAGCGACUGUCCGCGUCCGAGAGGGAGGCCAUCGCAGCUUCUCGGGAUCUGUACGAAGCUAAGAUGAUCGCGAUUUCGUUCGUGGCGCUGGGAGUUGUCAAGACCAGCCUGUCCGUCGUGCUGCUAGUGGCCGCCUUGAUGGAGCUGGAGCGAGUGCUGCAGGUGUUCCUGUUUGGGGGUGCGCUGGUGGUGGGCGUGGCAGCGAUGCAGGCGGUGGCUGUGGAGGUGGUGCUCCUCCAAGACCGGCCGGCCAUGGAGUUCGCCAUGCCUGGCACACUCACCAUGCGCGGCGCUGCCGUAGCGCUGCCUGUGUCCGCCAUCUUGUAUCUCGGUGUGGACGUGUUGUCGCUGGUGUGCGUCCGCAAGUUCUACUGCGAGCUGAGGACGCAGCGGCUUCGGCCCUGCGUGCUGCCGCCGGCUGCACCCAUCUGAAGAGGGCUGCCACACGGCGGAUCCCGCUCAGAGGAAGUUCCAGUCGCCACGUCCGGCCACACUGCCGAACGCGGUCUGCAGCCAAAGAAAAGAGGGCUCCAACCUGCCGGUAGCCCUGCAGGGUCCGACGGCUGCCACGCGCCAGUUUCCUCAGCAGUGAAUGGCGCUAGAGACUGCUCUUUUCAUGUUCUUUGUCAUUUUCCUUCCUAGUCAAUAAAUAACGUAGACUCGAUUGUCUACGGACGUAACUAAGUAAA
Messenger RNA from Schistocerca nitens (vagrant locust), 1172 nucleotides. RefSeq lists its product as uncharacterized. The record is from RefSeq and is a predicted model, not a curated record. NCBI's taxonomy places the organism in Eukaryota, Metazoa, Arthropoda, Insecta, Orthoptera, Acrididae. The transcript is spliced from 6 exons. Bases 1 to 915 code for a protein of 304 amino acids.